Molecule: messenger RNA, 1167 nt
Organism: Sphenostylis stenocarpa
Lineage: Eukaryota; Viridiplantae; Streptophyta; Magnoliopsida; Fabales; Fabaceae
Source: the annotation of a GenBank genome assembly
AUGCACAUGCUCCUCCCUCAUGCUCGCACAAAAUCUCAACUACUUAGCUCCACCAUACAGAAAAGCAUUAAGAUGAACAUUGGAGCUCUUGUUCCACUCUUUGCAUUUUCCUUUCUUAGUUGUGUGCAUGCACAAGACAGCACCACCCUUGUGCCUGCAAUCAUAACAUUUGGUGAUUCUGCUGUGGAUGUAGGGAAUAAUGACUAUCUUCCCACUAUUUUCAAGGCUAAUUACCCUCCCUAUGGGAGAGACUUUGCUAACCACCAACCUACUGGGAGGUUUUGCAAUGGAAAAUUAGCUACUGAUAUCACUGGUAAAGCAUCAAACUUGCUCCUACUUAGAUUAAAUGCUGACACGUUGGGUUUUAAGACCUAUGCUCCUGCAUAUCUUAGCCCACAGGCAUCAGGGAAAAACCUCCUUAUUGGAGCAAACUUUGCUUCAGCUGCAUCUGGUUAUGAUGAAAAUGCUGCUAUUUUGAAUCAUGCAAUUCCAUUGUCCCAACAGUUAAGUUACUUCAGGGAAUACCAAGGCAAGCUGGCCAAGGUAGCUGGUAGUAAAAAAGCAGCCGCAAUUAUCAAGGAUUCAUUGUACGUGCUCAGUGCUGGCAGCAGCGACUUUGUGCAAAAUUAUUACGUGAAUCCUUGGAUCAACAAAGUAUACACUCCUGACCAGUAUUCUUCCUUCUUAGUUGGUGUAUUCUCAGGUUUUGUGAAGGACUUGUAUGGAUUGGGAGCCAGGAAACUUGGAGUGACUUCACUCCCACCAUUGGGUUGCCUACCUGCUGCAAGGACUUUAUUUGGUUUCCAUGAGAAUGGUUGUGUCUCAAGAAUAAACUCUGAUGCCCAAGCAUUUAACAAGAAGAUCAGCUCAGCUGCAGCAAAUCUUCAAAAGCAACUUCCUGGUCUCAAGAUUGCAGUUUUUGAUAUUUACAAGCCUCUCUAUGACCUUGUUCAAUCCCCUUCAAAAUUCGGUUUUGUGGAGGCAAACAGAGGUUGCUGUGGUACCGGGACUGUAGAGACAACAUCCUUGUUGUGUAAUCCAAAAUCACCAGGAACUUGUUCUAAUGCCACCCAGUAUGUGUUUUGGGAUAGUGUCCAUCCUUCACAAGCUGCUAACCAAGUUCUAGCUGAUGCAUUAAUUUUAGAAGGCAUAAGUCUUAUCACAUAA